AUGACUGGUGCCGCAGCAAUCACUAACAAAAACGACCAGCUCCGAGACGCGAAGGCAGCCUUUGCGAAGACGAAGGCAAAGGUCGGCGAUGCUGCCUCGUUUGUCAAGACGAAAUCCGGAGAGUAUAAGGCCAAAGCUGGAGUUUUUAUCGCCGAUUGCAAGGAGAAGUCUUGUAAACUGGUCAACAAGCCAAGAUCUCCCUCUCCUACAAGGUCGAAUGGCGGCUCCCCAAGGCGCGGGAACUACCAGCGCAACCAGAGACGUAGCGGAUAUAGGAAGAUGAAGCGCUCCUCGCCCCUAAAUACGCGGCUACGAAGCUGUGAUGCGAUGAGCAUGGAAUACUCCUACUGGACGAUUUCAACCGUAUAUGGAAGCAGGUUUACUGUGUGGCGCGUCCUUGGUGUAGCUGAAGGUGGCUGCGUGGAGUUUGAUGCCUCGCUGAAACAACCUUGA
Molecule: messenger RNA, 453 nt
Organism: Clonostachys rhizophaga
Lineage: Eukaryota; Fungi; Ascomycota; Sordariomycetes; Hypocreales; Bionectriaceae
Source: the annotation of a GenBank genome assembly